UCUUGUUGGACCGAUCCAACAAAAAAAAGUGUCGACGGAGGGAGUACUGUUUUAAAAAAACGAGAAAAAGAAAUACAAAGAAAGAACAUAACUUCACCUUAAAGGCGGGAAAAGCAUGGGAUAUUGAGAUUGUAAGAAAAUGGCGGUUUGGUCAUACCCAGAUAUGUCUCUUCAAGAUUUGAUGAAAAUGGUGAAAGGGUUUAUAGAUAUGUUGAUUCUUGCUUGUGGGUAUCAAUCAUCUGGUCGUCUUGCUCACUGGGAUUCACAUAACAUCAAGAAAGCGCUUCAAUGGGCUCUCUUUCUUGAACAUGUGAUGAGGGACCUGAGUAGCUCAGAUGACUACAGAGAGUCUUUGAAGGAGCUUGAUGCAGCUUUACGUGAACUGACCUCUAAUCCACAUCUUCCUCAGGGUCUAGCACAUAUUUGCUCGAAGGUCCUUAGCAAAGCGAGUGAAUUCAUGCUAGAACAUCUCAUCAGCGUCUUUCCACUGAGAGAUGAACACCUCAAAGCUUUACUGACUGCAACUGUUGAGAUGGACUUUCACAUGCACCAGAAGACAGAUAGUAGAUCUCUCCUUGGAAUUUUUGAAACCUUGAUGUGCAAUACAUCUAAAAGCCCCGUUCCUAAUGAGAGAAAGUUCCUAAUGGAGGAAUCUCUAAACUCUUCUUCAAGUGGACAAGCUGAUGAUUCAAUCAGCUGUGGGUUUUCUCACUUCACUGCACAAGCGCUUGAAAGGAGGCAACUAACGGUUUCAUUGAUAUCUUCAGCAGAGACAGGUUUGAACAUUUUGUCCAGUGGCUUAAGAGAUCUAUAUGAGAGGGAGGAUGACAAUGCCUUAAAUGUAAAUAUGAAGCAUGCAACAAAUUUCAUGACUGAAGAAAUACCAAUCGGUUCUGCUGUCUGGAAUUCUUGGAAAUCAAGAAGCCUAUCAUAUUUGCUUGACAAGAGAACUAUUAGACUGGUCUCAGGUGCCAGUCUUCUGUUUUCUGCACCGAAGAGUCAAUGGAUUCAAGUGUUUCAGCGGAUAGAUAUAUCAUCUCAACUCGAAGAUAGUUUGCGCGAAAUAGUUGAGCUCAUGUUACUGGGAUGUGUAGUGGAUAAAUGGAGUUUUCUGAUUGACCGUCUGAUGUUGACCUCUUAUGAGUUUGUCACCACUUCGAGGUUAUACAAUGAGGUGCAUAAAUUUGUACAGAGAGGUUGUAGAGAGGAUAUCAUCAACUCCAAGGAAAAAGGAAUUAUUGAGUACCUUGAAGUUUUCUUACACAAUCGGCUACAUCUCUUGUGGGAACUAUCUCCAGUGCUAGCAGCAUUUGCAAUUCCUUCGUGGUCAAAUUUGUUCAGAAAAUAUCUGACAGAGCUUGACAGUCAAGUUACAGGAGAUUUUUCAGUAACUAGAUCCUGUAGUAGUUCUAAGGAAAGGAAGGAGCAGAGAGAAUGUGAUGUUGCUGAGAGAAUUUGGUGCCUUCAUGUUUGUCAUGUUGGUGGUUCUGGUGUAGAAUCUAGUUCAUUUAGCGCUUGACAAUAUUCCUCUUGAAGGCAUAAUUGGAACGAAGAAAAGAAUAAGAAAAAGGUCAAUAAAGGAAGCUAAAAUUGCGAGAAAAGUGGAAAACAAAGAGAUGCAUUCAAAGAUGUCGAGGCGUUCUAUGACACAAGUAUCCCUUUAUGAUCUUUUUUUCUUUACUUGUUUGGACGUUCGUCGUUUCAAUCCAAUGGUCUAUAAUGAAUGAGUUGGUGGGGAGAACUCUUUUUUUUGCAUAAGAGCUGAGGUGAGCCUUCCCUUGACAUCAUAACAAGCUCCUGUCAUAAUUAUAUUAGGUAAAGAAAAUAUCACGGGCAAUAAAUGGAAUGUGCUGGUAAGAUUGUAUCUAAUCCUUGAUUAGUGCCUCCGUACAAAAGAAUGAUGUUACAUCAAUAGGAAGAACCUUUUGUUAUCUUUGAAGUUUGGACCGUCAGGACCUACAAGAAACAACACACAGUUAGCGCGUUUGGUAUGAGAGAGAACCACCUCCACUCAGUGCAUAUGUGAAAAGGACAUCCAAUAUCAAAGAAGCUGAUGCCGACAGAUGGAAUAUAUACACUUGAAAAGCACAAAGAUUAUUAUAUUCCUCUUUAAGCAUUCCAUUAACACUGUGGUUUUUGAAGUCCCAUAAAACCAACAGAGAUCUACUUUCUUAUGUUGGUAAGCAGGCGAAGGUCGAAAAUCUUUAUGAAGGGAAGUUCAAAGAAGAUCCAGAUGUUGAAGUGGCGCGGACAGAGAGUUGCACAUAGCAGCUCCGAUGUUACACUGGUUAGUGUUGAAAGAAGAGCACCCAUGGAUUGUUUCAAAGGACU
Lycium barbarum (goji berry) is the source of this 2331-nucleotide messenger RNA. RefSeq lists its product as uncharacterized. The transcript is spliced from 10 exons. Gene Ontology annotation, cellular component: Fanconi anaemia nuclear complex. Gene Ontology annotation, biological process: interstrand cross-link repair. Lineage: Eukaryota; Viridiplantae; Streptophyta; Magnoliopsida; Solanales; Solanaceae. The record is from RefSeq and is a predicted model, not a curated record. The coding region runs from base 140 to 1519 and encodes 459 amino acids.